This is a messenger RNA of Suricata suricatta (meerkat), 1010 nucleotides long. RefSeq names its product heme oxygenase 1-like. Gene Ontology annotation, biological process: response to oxidative stress; heme oxidation; heme catabolic process. The record is from RefSeq and is a predicted model, not a curated record. Bases 262 to 969 code for a protein of 235 amino acids. NCBI's taxonomy places the organism in Eukaryota, Metazoa, Chordata, Mammalia, Carnivora, Herpestidae. Gene Ontology annotation, molecular function: heme binding; heme oxygenase (decyclizing) activity. The transcript has a single exon.
AGAGAUGCUGCAGUGAGAUUCCCAGGGGGUGGGCCCCCUGGCUUUCUCUGGUGGGUGCCGGCUCUAGCCUUUGCUCCCUCUUCCUGUCUUCUUCCUCCCUGUCUCAAAAACAUGACAUACACCCAGUUGGUGUGCUGUAGCUGGGCACCGUGGGAGCCGGGGAGGUGACUGUUGGAGUAUCCCAUACCCGGCCCCUGGGACUUUGGAUCUUGCCUCUGAGCCACUGAGUUCAAAGUGGGCACCAAGACCCAUGGGGGAACCAUGCUCGAAGAGAUAAUGCUGCUGAGGGUUGACAUGUAUCACCACAGCGGUGGAGGGGCCAGACGGGGUUCUUACGCGAGGCUGGCAGCCCUGACCUGCUCGCUCCGCUUUCAGCUGGUGAUGGCCUCCCUGUACCAUGUCUACGUGGCUCUGGAGGAAGAGAUUGAGCGCAACAAGGAGAACCCCGUCUACGCCCCCCUUUACUUCCCGGAAGAGCUGCACCGCAAGGCCGCCCUGGAGCGGGACAUGGCCUUCUGGUAUGGACCCCGCUGGGAGGAAGCCAUCCCCUACACGCAGGCCACCAGGCGCUACGUGCGGCGCCUGCACGAGGUGGGGCGCACGGAGCCAGAGCUGCUGGUGGCCCACGCCUACACCCGCUACCUCGGCGAUCUGUCUGGAGGCCAGGUCCUCAAGAAGAUCGCUCAGAAGGCCCUGGACCUGCCCAGCUCCGGUGAGGGCGUGGACUUCUUCACCUUCCCCAACAUCGCCAGCGCCACCAAGUUCAAGCAGCUGUACCGCGCGCGCAUGAACACCCUGGAGAUGACCCCCGAGGUCAGGCAGAGAGUCAUCGAAGAGGCCAAGGCUGCGUUCCUGCUCAACAUUCAGGUGAGGAGCUGGCUGGCAGCCCAGGUGGCCGCUGUCUCCCCUCACUGCUCCUCUGGGACGUCGCUCCUUACACAGAGAGAGUGGGCUUUGGGUCAUGGUUAAGUGCAUGGUGAGUGAUCAGGGAGUCAGUCUUCCAGUUCUGC